AUGAAGUUUGGACUCUUGACGCUCGCUUCGGUGGCGAGCGCUCACACCCUCUUUUCAACACUCUUUAUAAAUGGGAAAAAUCAAGGCGAUGGGACGUGUGUGCGCAUGCCGCGUGGUGGUUCUGGUGCCACUGCACCGAUAUAUCCCAUUGAUGGGGCUGACAUGGCCUGCGGUCGCGAUGGCAACAAGCCGGUGGAAUUUACUUGUCCUGUGCCACACAAGGCAACUCUGACUGUUCAGUUUCGCAUCUACUCUGACGGUAGUCGUCAAGGAGCGAUUGCACCUGGACACUUGGGCCCUUGCGCGGUGUACCUGAAGAAGGUUGACGAUAUGUAUGCAAACAACUCUGCUGCUGGGCCGGGGUGGUUUAAGAUCUGGGAAGAUGGGCUUGACACUGCGUCUGGAAAGUGGUGCGUUGAUAGGCUCAUUGCAAGCAAGGGUCUUCUUUCGGUGAAUUUACCGACAGGGCUUCCGGCAGGGUAUUAUCUUGUUCGACCUGAAAUUCUGGCUCUGCAUAAUGCCGUUGAUGGAGAUCCUCAGUUCUAUGUUGGUUGUGCGCAGAUUUACGUGCAACAAGGGCCAGAUGGACCUCUAAACAUACCGGACGGGCAAAGCGUUUCGAUACCGGGAUACGUAUCGGCAGAUACUCCUGGAGUCAAGUUCAACAUAUACAAGAAGCCACUUCCAAAGUAUACAAUUCCAGGACCCAAAGUGUUUAUUCCGCAGGGUAAGCCAUCGUCGUCAAGUACAGCCAAGCAAGCUCAAGGAGGGGUUCCGGCAGAUUGUAUUCUCAAAAACGCAAACUGGUGUGCCAAGCAGGUGCCGAACUUUUCCACAGAAGACGGGUGCUGGGCGGCGGUGAAGAACUGCUAUAACCAGAGCAAGACAUGUUGGAGUAGCGCGCCUCCCACUGGCAGGGCCAACUGCAAGACAUGGCAGGACUAUUGUAAGAAGUUGGAGAGUGGGUGUGAUUCGGGGCAAACUAAGGGUCCAGCAGAGUUCAAGGGAAAGGAGAUUAUGGCGGAGGUGCCGGGACCGAUACCUAAACCUUGGAAUGACGUAUUUGAGGGUGGGAAGGGCAAUGGGUCUAAGUCAACAGUGGCGGUUGUGACGACCACGUCAACCAGUACCCCUGUGGCGAAGGAGACGGACAAGGAGUAUUCAGGUGGCCGUUCUGGAGGUGAGCGACGGCAUGUUCAUCGGCAUCAGCGGCAAUAG
This is a messenger RNA of Pochonia chlamydosporia 170, 1218 nucleotides long. RefSeq names its product endoglucanase. NCBI's taxonomy places the organism in Eukaryota, Fungi, Ascomycota, Sordariomycetes, Hypocreales, Clavicipitaceae. Bases 1 to 1218 code for a protein of 405 amino acids. The transcript has 2 exons. The record is from RefSeq and is a predicted model, not a curated record.